UCCCCUCCUCCGCUUCACACCCCCAAUACCCUCCUCCCCGAGCUCGAGCUAUCGUCUUCCAGAACCUUCUUUUCGAGCUUGCCUUUGCUGCGAUGGCCGGCGUGGAUCUGACCCCGAGGCCGCCGAGGAAGGCGUACGGCGGCGAGGGCGGCGCCUACUACGAGUGGAGCCCUGCCGACCUGCCCAUGCUCGGCCUCGCCUCCAUCGGCGGCGCCAAGCUCUGCCUCGCGGCGGGGGGCCUCUCCCUCCCCAGCUACUCCGACUCCGCCAAGGUCGCCUACGUCCUCCAAGGUAAGGGGACCUGCGGCAUCGUGCUGCCUGAGGCGACCAAGGAGAAGGUGGUCGCCGUCAAGGAGGGCGACGCCCUGGCUCUCCCCUUCGGCGUCGUCACCUGGUGGCACAACCUCCCGGAGUCCGCCACCGAGCUCGUCGUCCUCUUCCUCGGCGACACCUCCAAGGGCCACAAGUCCGGCCAGUUCACCAACUUCCAGCUCACCGGCGCCACCGGCAUCUUCACCGGCUUCUCCACCGAGUUCGUGGGCCGCGCCUUCGACCUCCCCGAGUCCGACGCCUCCAAGCUGGUGUCCAGCCAGGCGGCGUCCGGCAUCGUCAAGCUGAAGGCCGGGCAAAAGCUCCCCGAGCCGUCGGCCGCCGACCGCGAGGGCAUGGCGCUCAACUGCCUGGAGGCGCCGCUGGACGUGGACAUCAAGAACGGCGGGCGCGUGGUGGUGCUCAACACCCAGAACCUGCCGCUGGUGAAGGAGGUCGGGCUCGGCGCCGACCUGGUGCGGAUCGACGCGCACUCCAUGUGCUCGCCGGGGUUCUCGUGCGACUCGGCGUACCAGGUCACCUACAUCGUCCGCGGCAGCGGCCGCGUGCAGGUGGUCGGCACCGACGGCAAGCGCGUUCUGGAGACCCGCGUCGAGGGCGGCAACCUCUUCAUCGUGCCGCGCUUCUUCGUCGUCUCCAAGAUCGCCGACGCCUCCGGCAUGGAGUGGUUCUCCAUAAUCACCACUCCCAACCCGAUCUUUAGCCACCUGGCCGGGAGGACGUCGGUGUGGAAGGCGAUCUCGCCGGAGGUGCUGGAGGCGUCGUUCGACGCGUCUCCGGAGAUGGAGAAGCUGUUCCGGUCCAAGAGGCUCGACUCGGAGAUCUUCUUCGCGCCCAACUGAGGAUCGCGUCGCGUUGCAUCGCCGUGGGUGUCGUCGUCUUAGGCUGAAUAAUAAUAGUUCAAUCCCUGCUUCAUCAGGAGAUGUUUUAUCUGGAUUCUGUCAUGUCUGUCUGUGUUAGGGGCUAAUGCUGAGUCGUUUGCAUUGAACCGUGGAUUAUCUAUUCUAUUCUAAGGGUGGUGGCUUUUCGGGCAAAUUUGAUCUGUUUUUGUGGUUGUU
Messenger RNA from Oryza brachyantha (malo sina), 1388 nucleotides. RefSeq names its product 11S globulin seed storage protein 2-like. Gene Ontology annotation, molecular function: nutrient reservoir activity. The coding region runs from base 93 to 1172 and encodes 359 amino acids. The transcript has 3 exons. The record is from RefSeq and is a predicted model, not a curated record. Lineage: Eukaryota; Viridiplantae; Streptophyta; Magnoliopsida; Poales; Poaceae.